Molecule: messenger RNA, 369 nt
Organism: Ambispora gerdemannii
Lineage: Eukaryota; Fungi; Glomeromycota; Glomeromycetes; Archaeosporales; Ambisporaceae
Source: the annotation of a GenBank genome assembly
AUGCUCAAUCUUAUCACCAAACUCUUUUUGAAAUGCUGGGCUGCUUUUCUAUGGGCAGCAAUUUUAAGACAGAAACUAUUCCAAUUAUUUGGGAGUGAUUUACUUCGCCCAAAUAUGGGUGAUGGUCCUUGUGGACCCAAUACCGAAAUAUAUUUUGAUUUUCAACCCGAGAAUAAUUUACCAAAAAAAAUUGAAGAAUUAGAUAAUAAGCGAUUUAUUGAGAUUGGUAAUAUUGUUUUUCCCGAAUUUUAUCACAAAAGGGAAGGAUAUUUGCCUUUGGCCGAAAAAUGUGUCGAUGCUGGGGCUGGGUUAGAACGAAUUGCCAUGGUUCUCCAAGGCAAAAAAAAUACUUUUGAAAUUGACUUAUGA